UUUGUUGAUUCUUGCGAUAUUGUAAAAUCUUUUAUUAAAUAAAUGUUAUAAAAUGCCCCGAAAAGUGGUUGCGCGUGCUGUGACUUGGCUAAGCGAUAAGCAGUAUAAUGAGCAGAAUAUAUCCACAAACUUCCACUAUUAUGAAAAAUUCCAAUUUCAAAAGUUAAUAGCCGGUAUAGACGAUUUCGUUCUUAUUUCAAACGCGGACUCAGCGGAACCGGACACCGAGGAGGGUUGCGACGCCGCCCGGAUCGUGGCGCUGUACGAGGACGUCUCCAACAGCACCGACCCGUUCCGGGCUAAGGUGCAGUGGUACUCGAGGCCCAGCGAUCUGCCAAAAUCCAGCAUUAACAAUGUGGAGCCUAUUGAAUUUGUUGACAAAGAGGUUUUGGAAGACCAUCGGCCAUUCUCCACAGAUGUCUCCAUUGAAACAUUCUUCAAAAAAUGCCAAAUCACCUUUGCACAUACAAAAGACAUACAUAAUGUACUCACCUCUGCAAACUACCACUAUGUUUGUAGAUACAGGAUCAUGCCCGUGAACAAGAGAAAAGUCCAGAUUGAACCCGUUUUAGAGGAGGAAAGGUUAGCCAUGCAAUAUCUACAAACUCCAAGUAAAAACACCCCUACCAAAGGAAGGACCCCUAAAACACCCUCGAGUUUAGUGAAACGAAUGAGCAGAGUCUCUAUAUCUGAGCCGAAGAAUUGGAGUGUCUCUAAAAAUGAUGGCACAAAACUUCUGCUUAAAAGAGCCAUCUUAGCUGAUAAGACUGAAAAAGACUCACCAAAGAAAGCUACACCAAAAAGCAAAAAUAUUACCCCUGCAGAUACUCCUAGAAGUUCUAAAAAGUUAAGCAAUAAUAAUAUUGAAGAGCUGUUGUCUAUGGAAUUGAAAGAGAAUGCUGAAGGCGGGUUACCCACGCUCAUUAUUAGACAGCAUGUGCUCGGCACGCCAAAAAGAAAGUCCUCCAUAUCUAAAACUAAAGAAGAUACACCAAAAAAAGUUCUAUUAUUUGAUGAUGAUGAUGAUGAGAAAGAAAGUCACUCAAGACGCAGGAAAAGCCCAGUGUGUUACGAUGAAGAUAUGUCACCGAACAAACCAACUCCAACUAAAGUCACUCGUUCUGGCAGAGUCACCAAAAGCACCAUAAAUUAUGCCGAACCAGACUCAUCACCAAUUAAAAGAACUCCCAGAAAGUCCAUUAGAAGAGCCACUGAGGAUAGUGAUGAUGACUUUAAACCUAUUCUGAUGACUCCUAAAACGCCGAAGACACCUAAGACGCCUAGAACUCCUCGGGCUAGGGCUACACCAGCAAAGACACCCAAAAGUGUCACUAGGCGAAUCCUCACCAGUCAGCUGACACCGACAUUACACACUAGAGCACACUCUUUUGACAACAUUGAUGAAAUUCUUAAAGAAAACAAUUCACUGCCAGGAAGAGAAAGCCAGAUGGAGGAAAUAUUAUCUUUUGUAAGAUCAAAACUUCUCAGUGAAACCAGUGGUUGCAUGUACAUAUCAGGUGUCCCCGGGACCGGGAAGACGGCCACCGUCUGCUCGUCGCUGAAGCUGCUGCAGGAUGAGACGGACCUGCCCCAGUUCCAACUGGUGGAGGUCAACGGCAUGCGCAUCGCGGAGCCCCGGCAGGCCUACGUGCAGAUCUACAAGCAGCUUACAGGCAAAUCCGUGGUGUGGGAGCAAGCGUGCUCACUGCUAGAGAAGCGGUUCAACAACCCCGGCCCGCGGCGGACUCCAACCGUGCUGCUGGUAGACGAGCUGGACGCGCUGUGCACUCGGCGGCAAGACGUGUUGUACAGUAUAAUGGAGUGGGCGGCGCACGACGCGGCGCGGCUGUGCGUGCUGUGCGUCGCCAACACCAUGGACCUGCCCGAGCGGGCGCUCGCUGCCAGGGUCGCUUCCAGACUAGGUCUGACGCGACUGACGUUUCCGCCGUACACGCACGCGCAGUUGUCCCGCAUCGUGGCCGCUCGCCUUGCGAGCGCCAGCCUCUCUGCCGACGCGGUGCAGCUCAUAGCGAGGAAAGUAGCGGCAGUAUCGGGUGACGCGCGUCGCGCCCUCGCACUGUGUUCCCGCGCACUCGAGCUGGGCUCGGGCUCCGCCGGGGCGGCGGCGGGGCUGCGCGAGGUGGCGGCGGCACUAGAGGAGGCGGCCUCGGGCGCCGCCGUGCGCGCUAUUCGGGCUUGUGCGCCGGCCGAGAGACUCAUGCUGCGCGCUGUCGCCGCCGAGGUGGAGCGGACCGGGUCCGACGAGACCACCCUCUCCCUCGCACUCACCACGGCGGCGGCGCUCGUGUCCCUGGAGGGGCGCCCGUACCGGGCGGCGUACGGCGUGCGGCCGCCCAGCGCGGCGCAGGCCGCCGCCGCGUGCGCGCGCCUCGCCGCCUUGAGGCUGCUGUUACUGGAGAAUAAAGGGCCCGAGCCGAGGCUGCUGCUUAAUGUUAGCGCCGACGACGUGCAUUAUGCUACGAGGCAGAUUACUGUGUAAUUUAUAAGUCCGGUC
Molecule: messenger RNA, 2515 nt
Organism: Cydia splendana
Lineage: Eukaryota; Metazoa; Arthropoda; Insecta; Lepidoptera; Tortricidae
Gene: Orc1
Product: origin recognition complex subunit 1
Exons: 10
Coding region: 53-2500 (815 amino acids)
Biological process (GO): DNA replication initiation; mitotic DNA replication checkpoint signaling
Cellular component (GO): nuclear origin of replication recognition complex
Molecular function (GO): ATP binding; DNA replication origin binding; ATP hydrolysis activity
Source: RefSeq, a predicted model, not a curated record